This is a messenger RNA of Ipomoea triloba (trilobed morning glory), 1049 nucleotides long. Its product is annotated as macro domain-containing protein VPA0103-like. The record is from RefSeq and is a predicted model, not a curated record. The coding region runs from base 17 to 742 and encodes 241 amino acids. NCBI's taxonomy places the organism in Eukaryota, Viridiplantae, Streptophyta, Magnoliopsida, Solanales, Convolvulaceae. The transcript is spliced from 7 exons.
AGUCCAGAAUCAACCGAUGAUUUCUGCACCCGUUUCCGGAUUCGGGUCCACAUUAUUCCGAUUUCUCACUACCCGAACUGCCCCGCCGAUAAGGCUCCGGAAUUCACAGUUCCGACCCCCCGGAAACUACGUCGGAGCUAGCUUUUCCAUCAUGGCAAGUGCCGGAGCUGACGAUCGGAGCGCUGUUCAGUUCCAGCUUACUCCUUCCAGCUUGCUGAAGAUUCUUAAGGGCGACAUCACUCAGUGGUCCGUUGAUGGAUCCUCCGACGCCAUCGUCAAUCCUGCUAAUGAGAGGAUGCUCGGGGGAGGUGGCGCUGAUGGAGCCAUACAUCGAGCUGCUGGUCCCGAGCUAAGAGAAGCGUGCUAUAAAGUCCCGGAAGUACGUCCUGGAGUUCGCUGUCCCACAGGCGAAGCAAGGAUUACACUAGGUUUUAAAUUACUGGCCUCUCAUGUGAUUCACACUGUUGGACCCAUAUAUGAUUCACACCCUGAUCCCAAAGCCGCAUUGGAAAAUUCAUAUAGAAACAGCUUACAAGUAGCUAAAGAAAACAACAUCCAGUAUAUUGCUUUUCCUGCCAUAUCUUGUGGAGUCUAUGGGUAUCCUUUUGAUGAGGCUGCCAAUGUGGCUGUAUCUACCGUAAAAGAACAUGGAAGUGACCUCAAAGAGGUCCACUUUGUUCUAUUCUCGGAUGAAAUAUUCAAUGCAUGGCUGAAGGCAGCGAAUAAGCUUCUUCAGAACUGAUGCCUCGGAUUGUUCAAGAGUGUUCUCAGAUUUAACGUCGAGAACACUGGAUGCUGGACGUGAAAACGUUAAACUAGAACGAUUGAGUUUCAAUCGAUCAGGAAGUUGCUUGUGAUUUGAUGUUAAACUGUGAGCUUGCAUUUUGAAAUGAUGAAAAGGAUACUUGGUAUGGAUGGCUCCAAUAACGUUGGUGUUGGAGGUUACUUUUAAACAAAAGUUGAGGCAUAUUUGUCUUAAGCUUUUUUCCAGUGUAUUACUAACACUUGUUCCGAUAACAACAGACAUGAUAUGGCGUUUUAGAAGUAAA